This is a messenger RNA of Acanthopagrus latus (yellowfin seabream), 4381 nucleotides long. RefSeq names its product Scm like with four mbt domains 1 (gene sfmbt1). The transcript has 21 exons. Gene Ontology annotation, molecular function: transcription corepressor activity; histone binding. Gene Ontology annotation, biological process: regulation of DNA-templated transcription. The coding region runs from base 193 to 2781 and encodes 862 amino acids. The record is from RefSeq and is a predicted model, not a curated record. Lineage: Eukaryota; Metazoa; Chordata; Actinopteri; Spariformes; Sparidae. Gene Ontology annotation, cellular component: nucleus.
UCGGGCGACGGGCGGAACUCCCGCGCUUGUGCUGAGCAUUUUAUUUUGAAACGCUCCUCCGGGGCUCUCGGUUUUCACUCACGUUGGCUUAACGCUGCUGCGAGCGAGCAGGCGGAGAGGAACGGCAUCUAAAAACCGACUUGGAAAAACUACUUAGCGAGCUCCUACUGUCGGCCUUGAGGGGGCACCAGCAUGAGUCAGGAGUCACUGGAGUCUGAUGGAGACUCUGCUCAGGAUGUCUCCGACUUCAACUGGGACGACUACCUGGAGGAGACUGGAGCGCUGUCUGUGCCCCAUCACGCAUUCAAACAUGUGGACCAGGGUCUGCAGACUGGACUCUCCCCUGGCAUGAAGCUGGAGGUGUGCGUGCGCUCAGAGGCUGACAGUCCUUACUGGGUGGCCAACAUCAUCACCACAUGUGGCCAGCUGCUGCUGCUACGCUACGAGGGAUACCAAGACGAUCGUCGUGCCGACUUCUGGUGUGACAUCAUGACGGCGGAUCUCCACCCGCUGGGCUGGAGCCGGCAGCAUGGGAAGACCAUGAGGGCCCCCGAGGGUGUGCGUGAGAAGCACCAGGACUGGGAGGCUCUGCUGGAAAAGGCCUUGGCUGAGGAGUGCAGUGCGCCUGCCAACCUGCUGGAAUUGCCCCAACGUGGAAGAGACCCUGUGGAGCUCCUGUGUGCGGGCUGCUACGUGGAGCUCCAGGACAAUAAUGACCCGGGGCUGGCCUGGGCUGCCGAGGUGGAGGAGAAUGUCGGAGGAAGGCUGAAGCUGCGCCUCGUAGGCACUGAGGGCCUGCCAGACACACCUACAAUCCUCUGGCUCUUUUACCUCCACCCACGCCUCCACCCACCCGGCUGGGCCAAAGAGCAUGGCUGCACCCUCAGGCCUCCGUCAGACCUGCUGGCCCUGCGGACAGAGGAAGAGUGGGAGGAGGUGAGACAGCGCAUCAGCGACCUGCCUCAGGAUGAAGCUCUGACUGCAGAGUUCAGUAAGGAUCAGCCUGCCAUUGCUGCUCAUUGUUUCAAGGAAGGAAUGAAACUGGAGGCUGUUGACCCUGCUGCUCCUAUUUCCAUCAGGCCUGCAACUGUCACCAAGGUGUUCAGUGAGCAGUACUUCCUGGUGACAAUGGACAACCUUAUUGAGGAGUCUGGGGGUGCCGGAAGGUCCUUUCUGUGUCACAGAGACAGUCCAGGGAUCUUCCCUACUCAGUGGAGCCUCAAAAAUGGUCUCGCUCUAAGUCCUCCACCAGGAUACCAGGGUCCAGACUUUGAUUGGGCAGAUUACCUGAAACAGUGUGAGGCCGAGGCAGCUCCUCAGCAUUCCUUCCCAACUGAGCAGAGUGACCACAGCUUCAAAGAAACCAUGAAACUAGAGGCCGUCAACCCGCUGUCACCUGAGAACAUUCACGUGGCGACUGUCACCAGGGUCAAAGGGCAGUAUGUUUGGCUCAGCCUGGAAGGACUGAAGCAGCCCAUGCCAGAGCUGAUUGUUCAUGUGGACUCGCUAGACAUUUUCCCUGUCAGCUGGUGUGAGACAAACGGCUAUCCACUCGUCUACCCCAUCAAACCCUCAGUUGAAAAGGAGAGAAAGAUUGCCGUGGUGCAGCCUGAGAAACACCGAACUCCACCUAAGUCACCCGACACUGUCAAGCAGCAGAUGGCCAGCCAGUCAGAGACAGGACAGGGGAAUGGGAAAUAUUGCUGUCCCAAGAUCUACUUCAACCACCGCUGCUUCUCUGGGCCAUACCUUAACAAGGGACGCAUUGCUGAGCUGCCUCAGUUCAUUGGCCCUGGAAACUGUGUCCUCGUGCUUAAAGAGGUAUUGGGUCUGCUGAUAAACUCGGCAUACAAGCCCAGCCGUGUGCUGAGAGAGCUGCAGCUGGACCAGGAGAGCCGCUGGCAAGGCCAUGGAGAGACACUCAAAGCCAAGUACAAGGGAAAGAGUUACCGUGCCACAGUUGAAGUAGUCCGCACUGCAGACCGUGUAGCAGACUUCUGCAGAAAAACCUGCAUCAAGCUAGAGUGCUGCCCGAACCUGUUUGGACCUCGCAUGGUUCUGGACCACUGCACCGAGAACUGCUCUGUCCUCACAAAGACCAAAUACACAUAUUACUAUGGAAAGAAGAAGAGCAAACGUGUUGGCCGUCCACCCGGUGGCCACACCAACCUGGAGGGUGGAGUGAAGAGAAGAGGAAGAAGGAGGAAGCGGAGGAAGCAGCUCUUUGUCCAUAAGAAGAGACGCUCGUCGGCUUCAGUGGACAACACCCCUGCUGGCUCUCCACAGGGCAGCGGAGAGGAAGAAGAUCUGGAUGAAGACGACUCCCUUAGUGAAGACUCUGGCUCAGAGCUACAAGAUGAUCUCCAGGAUGACUCAGAACAAUCAUUUGGGAAGUCUCAGCCCACCACGCCGUCCCCCUCCCCGCCAGCGACACCAAGGCCCACGCGCCGGCGCCGGAAACCCCGUUCCCCAUCAUUCUCUGAUGAUGAGAACCGCCCUCCAUCACCAAAGACCUCAAAGGCUGAGCCUCCUCAGAAGUUGUGUUUGGACACCAGCCCGCUGGAGUGGAGCGUUACGGAUGUGGUUCGAUUCAUCAGGACCACUGACUGUGCUCCUCUUGCAAGGAUUUUCCUGGAUCAGGAGAUUGACGGACAGGCGCUGCUGCUGCUGAACCUCCCAACAGUGCAAGAGUGUAUGGACCUGAAGCUGGGACCAGCCAUUAAGCUAUGCCACCACAUUGAGAGGGUCAAGCUGGCGUUUUACCAACAGUUCGCCACGUAGUUAAUGGGGAACGAUGGACAUUACUACAUCCUGUUCUGUGUAUUAAUCCUGUGAAAAACACUGUAUUUUCCCAUUCUGACUUUUUGGACACUGGAUAUCCUUUAGAAUCCUGCAUAUACCAUGCUGUGUAAGACAAGCAUGGACAUAAAAUUGACAAAGAAACAUUUCUGACAAUUGAAGAAAGGACAAAGAAGAGCUACAAAAGGUCCAAAAUAGUUCAAGUGCUUUUUGGGAAGGCACCAGUGUGGACUUAAAGACUAAAGGUUUCAAGGCAUUUCAAUCCCAUAAAUAAGCAUAAAAGCCUUUAUUAAAUUCAGCAUGUUUUGCAGGGGAGGAAAAAUGCAAGCCAUCAUCAAGGUCUUGCUUUUAAGUUGAAACAGUGUUCUAGCCAUGGUUUACUAAAGGCUUUUAACCUAUUUGUGUGUUCAGAGUGCCUCAGACUCUUCUCUUAGUUCCUUUCUUCAUGAGGCAGAGUGAAUGAGCACCUGUGUUAUAACUCCAUUGGUUUGUUGUGUCCAGUCUUGAUUUCCAACCUCUCUUGCUGUCCCUAAAAAUCAUAGCGUUUACUUGUCAUAUGAGAAUAUUUGGAGUCUACUAGCCCUCAUCUGUUGUCAGCUUGCUGGAGUUAAGAAAUGAGGUGCUUCCUGAUCUGGUGAUUUCCCCCUGAAGUCAGAUGUCACUGAAGACAUGUCCAAUGUUUUUGGUGUGGUUGAGGGUACCCAUGACUGCCCACUUCAACUGAAGCACUUAAAAGCAAACACUGGUUUUCACAAUACACCGGUUUCUUGGAGUAGAGACUGAUUGAGAUCUGGAACCUUUGUCUUAUGGUUUCUUCAAAUGAUCAGAGAUAACUUUGCACAUUGGUUAAGUAAAGAUAAAAAAAAUCAAUGGUUUGAAAGACAAAGAUUUGGUCUCAGUAUAAACACCAGAUACUGUUCUAACACCAUCCAGCAAAAUUAAGAUAUAAUCUAUUCAACGUUAUAUGUAAAGGGGAAGGGUUUUCAUCUCAAAAGAUCUUUUCAUUGUUCAGUUUACAGUGCAAGGAUUCUGUAAUGCAAGCACAAGCAAAACUAUGUACUGUAUUGUGGUAACAAAAUAUGACAGUGCAUGUUUGUAUAUAGUGUAUAUAGUGAAAUACCUUCUAGUGCAACAGGGUAAAAGAAAAAAAAGACUAUUGAGGAACUGACUUCUGCAUAAGCAAUGUCUAAAUGCCCUAAAUAUACAGUAUAUUUGCACAGAAUAGGCCUACAAUUUCUCAUGAGAUGUAUGGUUUAAAUACAUUCACAUGAUUAUUUGAGCCAUUUCAUAUCAUUGAAUAGUAAUUAUUUUUAACAACUAACUUGAUAAGUGGGCAGUUUUUAAUUAAGAAAUUCGUAAAAGGCUUUUGUAAAUCAUUUUCUCCCCUAUUUUACCAGGUCCUGUAGUGUGAUUUACUGUAAUGUGCUUCAUUUUGUGCGAGUAAAACCUCUCUGGGUUCUUUGUUCCCUUACUUGCUUGUAUUUUUCGCUGUAUUCGAAGAAAUGAAACAGCUUUUUAUCUGAUGUUUCAAGAUAUAACUGCUAUUUAAUGAGGAGACUGCAAUUAAAACGGUGAACAACGA